This is a messenger RNA of Oryzias melastigma (Indian medaka), 1974 nucleotides long. RefSeq names its product glucosidase, beta, acid (gene gba1). NCBI's taxonomy places the organism in Eukaryota, Metazoa, Chordata, Actinopteri, Beloniformes, Adrianichthyidae. The coding region runs from base 184 to 1752 and encodes 522 amino acids. The transcript is spliced from 12 exons. Gene Ontology annotation, molecular function: glucosylceramidase activity. Gene Ontology annotation, biological process: glucosylceramide catabolic process. The record is from RefSeq and is a predicted model, not a curated record.
CACGUGACCGUGAGCAAGGAACUCCAUGGGGAAGCUGAGACACACUUCAGAAACAAGGGAUAGUAACCCGGACUUUCACCUUCGGGACAUGCCGAGGUUCCUGACUGAAUUCCUAAAUAUGAUGAUGACAUAAGUCGUUUAUUUAUACUUAGUAAACAGCCGUGGAUCGUUGCUGCAGAUAAAAUGGGGUUUUUGUUGCCAUCGUUUGUGUUUUUGCUGGCUAUUUUCAUUGCAACAGAAGUGAUCCUUUGUUCAGGAAGCUCCAAAUGUGUUCCUAGAAACUUUGGCCAUGAUUCUAUUGUGUGUGAGUGUAACUCCACUCACUGUGACAGCAUUGGGCCGGGGAACUUGCCUCCAGUGGGGCACUUCUCCUCCUACCUGAGCAGCAUGGCGGGCAGCAGGCUGGAGGCCAGCCAGGGUCAGAUCCAGGUGAACAGCACUGGAGCAGGCCUCAGACUGACUAUUGUUCCACACCAGAAGUUUCAAAGGAUUAUGGGAUUCGGUGGAGCGAUGACAGAUGCAGCAGCCAUCAACAUUUUGUCUCUUUCUGCUGGCGCGCAGGAGCAGCUGCUUCGACAGUACUUCUCCAGCGACGGCAUCGGCUAUACGGUCGUGCGCGUCCCCAUGGCCAGCUGUGACUUCUCCACCCGCCUCUACACCUACGCUGACACACCUGGAGACUACAACCUGGAAAAUUUCACCUUGGCCCCUGAGGACAUUCACAUGAAGAUCCCUCUCCUGCAGCGUGCGCAGGCCUUAUCUCCUCUGCCCCUCUCCCUCUUGGCUAGUGCUUGGAGCGCCCCCAGCUGGAUGAAAACUAACGGCGCCCUCAUAGGAAAAGGCUCCCUGAAGGGCCAGCCUGGAGGGAAGGAGCAUAAAACAUGGGCUCAGUACUAUAUCAGAUUCCUGGAGGAGUAUGCUAAAUAUAACCUCACCUUCUGGGCUGUGACUACUGGAAAUGAGCCCUCUGCAGGACGGAUGACGAACUACAGCUUCCAGGCUCUGGGUUUCACUGCAGAAGAGCAGAGGGACUGGGUGGCUCUGGACCUGGGCCCCGCCCUGCACGCCUCUGCGUACCCACACACUCACGUCCUCCUGCUGGAUGACAGCCGCCUGCUGCUUCCUUACUGGGCCAAAGUGGUCCUAAACGACGUUCAUGCUGGUCGAUACAUCCACGGCGUGGCGGUCCACUGGUACAUGGACAGUUUGGUCCCAGCAGAUAUCAGCUUAGGGAUGACUCAUCAACUCUAUCCGGAGUAUUACCUGUUCGGCACCGAGGCGUGCGCUGGCUGGAUCUCACCUGACAGAGGAGUGAAGCUGGGCAGCUGGAACAGAGCUGAACAGUACGCUCACGACAUUAUAGAGGACUUAAACCACCACGUUGUCGGCUGGACCGACUGGAAUCUCGCACUGGACCCGACUGGUGGACCGAACUGGGUGAAAAACUUUGUGGACAGCCCAAUCGUGGUGGACGCAAAGCGGGACGUCUUCUAUAAACAGCCUUCUUUUUACAGCAUGGCUCACUUCAGCAAGUUCCUGUGGGAGGAGUCUCAGAGAGUGGGCGUGUCUCCCAGUGGGAAGACGGAGCUGGGGUACUCGGCCUUCGUCAGACCGGACAGCUCUGUGGUUCUCAUCGUACUCAACAAGGCUUCGUCCGAAAUCCAGUUUGAAGUGUGGGAUCCGGCUGUGGGCUACAUUCCCUGCACCGCUCCGGCUCACUCCAUACUCACUCUCGCCUGGAACACGCGUUAACCCUCAGGAAAAAAAAAAGAUCUACUUUACUUUAAUUCAUGUUCUUCUAAGCUUUAAUUUGAUUUUGCACAAGAAUCAUAAUAUAUUUUUUAUUUAAAUAAUGGCCAAAAUCAUUUCACUGCAGUGAUGUACAGAAUUUCUAAUUGUUUGAUUUUUGAAAACAAAAAAUGCUUCAAAAAUGAUUGUAUUGAACACAACGUGAGCAAUAAAAGUAAACCAUUA